Molecule: messenger RNA, 3813 nt
Organism: Metopolophium dirhodum (rose-grain aphid)
Lineage: Eukaryota; Metazoa; Arthropoda; Insecta; Hemiptera; Aphididae
Exons: 2
Coding region: 2650-3114 (154 amino acids)
Source: RefSeq, a predicted model, not a curated record
AAUGCAACUAUAAUAGUGGUUACGUAAGCUAGAAUUACACCGAGGGGAUGGAAGUUUUUAAGUGUUUUCAAAAAAUGCAUAAUUGUUGUGGAUUCUAUAUCAAUAAUAUGAAACAAACGUAUUUUAUAGCCCUUUAUUGUUAACUGUAUAAAUCGUUAUGGUGUACAUUAAAAAUUCCCUACUAACUAGUGAGGUGGACAAUCUCCACUGAUUUUCAUAUUAAGAUACUUAUACUACGAGUAACAUACAUUCAUGUUGUACAUUUAUGCUGCAUCUCUUUCUUUAUAAAAACAAAUAUUAUUUAGUUUAUAUAUUACUUAAUUGCAAUGUUAGUAUUUCUUAUAAUAGUAUUAUUAAGCAAUUUUAUUUUAACUGAAUAAAUUGCAUUAGUCAUAAUCAUAAACAUUCGGAGAAUAUGGUUGAGAGGUUUUAUAGAUUUAAUUGGUCUGCGAGUCUUAUAAUUUAUUUAUUACUAUAUCAUCGAGUUCUUGAUUUGUACAUAUUUGAUUCCGCAUUUUCAUUUGUUUUUCUAGCUGGCGUAAGUGAAAUAGAAUUACUUUGAGGCGUCAAUGACUUAUCAAUGAGUAAUUGAUCAUUUUGUAUUUACCAGUUAGUUCCCACUAAGUUGGUUUUAAAUCAUUAAUAUUGUUUUUUUUUUUUUUUUUUUAUUAGCUAUUAGUAUAACACUUAUAGUUCAACAAUUAUAGUAAUAUAGUUUACAAUAGUAUCAUAUCUUAUAAUAUACCUGACAGUAUUUUGAUAGCAUAAUAUUUAACAGUUUAUAAGAGAUACUUAAUAGUGAGAUAAGAUGGGUAUAAUAUAGUAUUAUACGUAAAUAUAUAAAUAAAACAUCUAUAGAAUUGUUGGAUAGCAAAUAUUAUGAAGGUGAUUUUAUGGAAAGGUAGAGAUGGGGAGGGGAAAUUCAUUUAUGAUUGUUGUUGACGCGAUUAGUAAUGGGUUCAAGAUAGACUUAAUUUCUUCGUGAAAUUUUGUAAUGAAAUCUGUUGAUUGAUCGGAUGAAGGAACAUUAGCCGUUACCUUGGCGUAUGUACGAUUUCGUUUCGACUUGGAGUUGACAUUGCGUUGUGCCGCAGGUGGAACGACUGUUAAUUUGAUAGGAAGAUUUCUGCUUGUCUGUUUCCUAGGUUUAGAUAUGAUUUUUUUGUAAUGCGGGCAACCCUUAUACAAUGAAGUAUGAACAGACAGCGCACUUGGUGGGAACUGACGGUGAUUUCGUGCAAUCGCUGGAAACAUGGUUCUCACCGCAUUCGACGCAGCGUGGAUGGUAUAAACGACAGUAAUUUGUCGUGUGGAAAUAUGCUUGGUAAUUUGUACAUUGAGACGGAAUGGACUUUUUCCUUGAUAGUUCCACUUUAACUUAGGUGUGGAGAAUCGAAUUUAAUUUUAGAAUGUCGCUGUUGUUAUCGGCGAUAGUUAUAUCAACUCGAAAUAGUGGCAACUUCACCUUGGUGAAACGAUUAAUGAUAUUAGUGACUCGAAUUACAUCGUGACCUUCGUUUAUCAAACUGGUUUGUAUGUCUUGUGUACUGGUGGAGGGGUGAAGGUAUCUAAUAUGUACACGGUUGAUUUAAAACAAAUGCAUGAUGGUUGUAUGAGUUCUAAUAAAUCGUUUGUGAGCAUAGAAUAACGUAACCACUACUUUCGUAAAAGGGCAGUGAGAAAAUGUGUGUUUUGUCUGGAAUUCGUGAUUGACUGGAAGUCGAUGAGUUUGAGAGUUCGUCCCGAUUAAUAGAAUGAGGUGGAAGAGAUACAAACUCGUCUGUAUCUUGGGACAGAAUAACAAACUUGUCCGGUGAAACAAAUUGCUUGGUUUUCUUCCCCUCUAUUUGGGGAGACAGAUUUGAACUUGAAUGAUGCCGUUUGGAAGAAGUCUUCGACGGUGAAGAGCCAGAUUACAUAUUUUACGAGAGUAAAACUACAGAGAGUGGUUAGAGAAACACGUGACGUCGUGACCAAGGUGGAUAUAUAGAGGUGUAAACACUCUGAUUAUAAAUUGAUUGAAAAAUGUACACCAUUUGUGAUUGCCACCGGGAGCGCUGACUACCCGAUGAAGGCUCAUAAUGUUCGUACUUCUAUGCGAAAAUACGAUUUACAAUGCUGAAUGCUUGCAAGUUGUAAUGCCAUAAAAAAUAAAAAUAUAAGAUAUCAAUUUAAUUUAAAUAAUGAAUAACUUAGAUGGAAUUUUAUUAAAUAAUUUUGAAACAUAAAUCUAUCUUCAAUUAUACAAUUAUUGAUAAUUAUCCACAUUUUUUUUGGGAAUAUUGAUUUGUGGAGUAGUUGUAGACAUGUUGCCUACCUAUUUGUGUUAUAAUUAAAAAUUUAAAUUUUUGAAUUUAUUGUAAUGAUUGUCAUAUUGAAAUAUAUUGAUUAAAGUACCUACCUAAUUGUAAAUUUGUUAUUUCCUUAAUUUGGUACCACUACUUGUCAUAAUAUUUUUAUUUUUGUAAAAACAUAUUGUAGUUAUUCUAAUAAUGGAAUUAUUGAAAAUACCAUCUCACUACUCAAUGUCUCUAUGGAAAUUAUUUAUGUGUAUAAUAAUAGUACCUAUUUACAUCAUAUUAUUAUCCUACUUUUUUUGUACAAAAGGUGGUAUGAAACUUAUUUUUGUAACUUAUCGAGUAUUGUAGUAUGCCUCUUAAGUGUUUUGUACCUGGGUGUAACUCUGGGUUACCCAAACAAAAUAAAAUAUACAAACAGCAGGGAGUAAAACUGCCUUCAGUAUUCCAUCCUCCUGAGAACAUGAUUGAUAUAUGGAAUUUAAAAAUUCCACGAGCAGAUAGAUUAUUAACCAAAAAAGAUGGAGUAUGUGAACUCCAUUUUGCUCCUGAAGAUAUUAUUUCAUAUAGGAUAUUUGAGGAUGCAGCAGGAAAUGAAAUAAAACAUCAGCUCAAGAGAGUUAGUUUAAAUGCUAACGCUAUACCAUGUAUUUUCCUUAAUUUACCAUCUUAUUUCAAUAAAAAUAUUAAAAAACGAAAACCUCCAAUGGAAAGGUCAAUAGUACCAAACAAUCGCAAAAAGAAUAAACCCAGUGAUUUAAAUGUAAGGUAUAAUAAUAUUAUGAAACAAUCUGUCUGGAACAUCAGAAUGAAUUAACCAAAUAUAUUAUUAAUUUCUAUUUGAACACCAGAAUGAUAUUUGCAUGUAAAAGGCAUAAUGAUCAAAUAUCAUAUAAGAAAAAUACGAUAAAAAGAUUAAAAAAAAUAUCAAAAUUAAUAUAAAUAUAAAAUAGUAAAAUACUACUUAACUACUGGUACAUGUUUUCCAAUCUGGAUAUUAAAAUAUAUGAAUUAAAAGUACCAUAUACACACAUUGUACAUAUUAAAUUAAGUUACACUAUUUAAAAUUUAAAAUAUUAAUUAUUAGAUCAUGAAGUCCACAGUCCUCGUAAUUACUAAAUAUACUAAUUAGUAAUUAGAUUAAUUAGAAUGAAAUGCUAAAUUGCAUAAUGUGCCAUACAAAAUUGAAUGUGUUUGAGCCUUCAUCGGGUAGUCAGCGCUCCUGGUGGCAGUUACAAGUGGUGUACUUUUUUCGGCCCACUAUCAUAAUGUAAAAGAUGGGAAGUGUUUACACCUCUAUAUAUCCACCUUGGUCGUGACCGAAGUCGCGCGAUAAGCGAGUGGAACGGAAUCACGUGUGAUAGUCAUACGUGCUACCGUCGUAACGGUUGGUGACGAACUGAUUAAUAUUGUUAUUAAUGUGUUUGAUAGCCGAUAGGUUUACACUUUGAACACGUAUUAUAAUAAUAAUUCUUUUAUCCAAAGCUAGAAAUAUUUAUAUAGUUGGUCCGUUGUA